Messenger RNA from Clupea harengus (Atlantic herring), 1568 nucleotides. It is a transcript of the gene gcat, whose product is annotated as glycine C-acetyltransferase. The record is from RefSeq and is a predicted model, not a curated record. Gene Ontology annotation, biological process: biosynthetic process; L-threonine catabolic process. Gene Ontology annotation, molecular function: pyridoxal phosphate binding; glycine C-acetyltransferase activity. Lineage: Eukaryota; Metazoa; Chordata; Actinopteri; Clupeiformes; Clupeidae. Gene Ontology annotation, cellular component: mitochondrion.
GUUAAACCACGCCUCAGCUACGCUGCCUGUACGUUGUCUGUCGUGGUGGAUUUCUGACAGAGGUGAAAGCAUGCCGCUACGAUCAGCUGUCCGUGUUAUUAGUACCCCUUUGAGGGCUGUUCUUCGACCCUCAGCUGCAAACCCCAGCCGAGGAUAUUCUGCUGUUGCACAAGCCCGUUCUGUGUUGGAACAUGAACUUGACACAAUCCGAGCGGCAGGCACUUGGAAGGGAGAGCGAGUGAUCACUUCUAAACAGGGACCACAUAUCAACGUGGACGGCAGUCGUGGUGAUAUAUUGAACUUCUGCGCAAACAACUAUCUGGGUUUGUCCAGUCACCCAGAGGUUGUCAAGGCGGGCAUUGAAGCCUUACAGAAUUAUGGCGCCGGACUGAGUUCUGUCAGAUUCAUCUGUGGCACACAGAAUAUUCACAAGGACCUGGAGAAGAAGCUCGCCCAGUUUCAUGAACGGGAGGACUGUAUCCUGUAUGCUAGCUGUUUCGACGCCAACGCUGGACUUUUUGAGGUGCUGUUAGGACCUGAUGAUGUGGUGCUCUCAGAUGAGCUCAAUCAUGCGUCCAUCAUCGAUGGCAUCAGACUGUGCCGAGCCAAGAGAAUGCGCUACAAACACAUGGAUCUGAAUGACUUGGAGGAACGACUGAAAGAGGCCCAGUCGUCACGCCUGCGUCUGGUCGUCACCGAUGGUGUGUUCUCAAUGGACGGUGAUGUGGCACCACUGAAGGGAAUUUGUGACCUGGCUGAGCAGUAUGGAGCCAUGGUCUUCAUCGACGAGUGCCAUGCUACUGGUUUCCUGGGCCCUAGGGGCAGAGGUACAGAUGAGAUGCUGGGCGUCAUGGACCGCGUCCACAUUGUCAACUCAACUCUGGGGAAAGCCCUGGGUGGAGCAGCUGGUGGGUACACAGUGGGGCCCAAGCCUUUAAUUGACCUUCUGAGGCAACGAUCACGCCCAUACCUUUUCUCAAACUCUCUUCCCCCGCCCGUGGUGGCCUGUGCCACCCGAGCUGUGGAGCUGCUCCUGGCGUCCAAUGAAAUCGCUCAGAGCAUGGCCGCUAAAACCAUGAGGUUCAGAAAUGCUAUGACCCAAGCUGGCUUCACCAUUUCUGGAACCGCCCAUCCCAUUUGCCCUGUGAUGCUAGGCGAUGCACGGCUAGCUUCAUUGAUGGCCGAUGACAUGCUAAAGUUAGGUGUGUAUGUGAUUGGAUUUUCCUUCCCUGUGGUACCCAAAGGGAAAGCCCGUAUUCGUGUGCAGAUCUCAGCGGCACACACUGAUGAGGACAUUGACCGCACCGUAGACUCCUUCAUUCAGACAGGCCGCAAGCAUGGUGUAAUUUCCUAACCAGAGCAACAAGAGAACAGCAUCAACUGUUACAGCUACGGGAAUCAGGGAAGGGGGCUUGCACAGAAACUACUGUUACAGACAGAUUUAAAAUGCUGAUCUUAUAGAUGGCGAGGGUUGGCGUCAAGAAAGCUGAUAGCGUUUACAAAAAUGAAAGGCCAGUCGUGAGUUGCAUUUGCUUUAUAAGUGCCCAAUAAAUAACUUUGUUAAGAAA